Dromiciops gliroides (monito del monte) is the source of this 2894-nucleotide messenger RNA. Its product is annotated as zinc finger protein 420-like. The transcript is spliced from 5 exons. The record is from RefSeq and is a predicted model, not a curated record. Gene Ontology annotation, cellular component: nucleus. Gene Ontology annotation, molecular function: RNA polymerase II cis-regulatory region sequence-specific DNA binding; DNA-binding transcription repressor activity, RNA polymerase II-specific. Gene Ontology annotation, biological process: negative regulation of transcription by RNA polymerase II. NCBI's taxonomy places the organism in Eukaryota, Metazoa, Chordata, Mammalia, Microbiotheria, Microbiotheriidae. Bases 69 to 2519 code for a protein of 816 amino acids.
CAUGCGUAUUUCAAAUGGAAGCCGGAAGUUCUCCCCGUUCCUAAUCGUGGCUCAGCUCUGCUGCUCAGAUGACAGGCGGAGAAAGGAGCCCAGAGCAGGAGGAAGGAAUGACCUCUGAUCUCCUGUCAGACAGAGACCAGGAAUCAAUAACAUUCAAGGAUGUGGCUGUGGACUUUACUGAAGAAGAAUGGAGGGAGCUGGACCCAGCACAGAGGGACCUGUACAGGGAUGUGAUGCUGGAGAACUAUAAGAACCUGGUUUCCUUGGGAUUGUCAGUUUUUAAACCCCAUGUGAUAUCCCAGCUGGAGCAAGGGGAAGAACUCUGGAUAUCAGAGACAGAAGUCCCUCAAGUGGUUUGUCCAGAUUCCAUUGCUCUGAAGACAAAGUGUCAAAACUUAGAGUGGCCUCCAAAUCAGGUGGUUUUUCUGGGAGAGCUUUCUACGGAGAUAGUCACCAAGAACGUUCCCUGUGCUUCAAAAUUGGCAGGAGCAUGGGAGUGUGAUAUUAGGACAGAGAACCAGAAAGGUAACUGUAAUAGAGAGUCUGAGGAAGUAACAAGAAUUCAGAGAAAAACAAAUGAUGAGUUAAAGGCUCAUGAAUAUAAUACAUUUGGGAAGAGGUUUAGUCUAGUGUCCCUCAUUGUUCCACCACAGAGACUUCCAACAGGAAAAAUACUCCAGAAAUAUGAUAUACUUGAUAAGAGUUUCAAUGAGUUUUCAGACCUAAAUAAAAACAAUAGAAUUCCAUCUUCUUUUUGUAAGGAUCAUAAAUCCAGGAAGCCUUUCACUUACCACUCAGAUCUUAUUCAGAUUCAUAGAAUACCUACUGGACAGAGACUAUAUGAAUGUCAUGAAUGUGGGAAAUCCUUCACCAACAACUCAGUCCUUAGAAACUACCUCAGAAUCCACACCAGAGAGAAACCUUACAAAUGUAAUGCACAUGGUAAAGCAUUUAAGCUGAAACACUCUGCUCAUGAACAUCAGAAAACUCUUUUCAAGACAAGAGAGAAACCCUACAGAUGUAAUGAAUGUGGAAAAACCUUUAAGCACAGGUGCAUACUUACUGAACAUCAGAGAAUUCAUACUGGAGAGAAGCCUUAUCAUUGUACUGACUGUGGGAAAACAUUUACCCACAGGGCAUCACUAUUUGUGCAUCAAAGAAUUCAUGCUGGAGAAAAACCAUAUAAAUGUACUGACUGUGGGAAAGCCUUUGCCCACCGGGCAACACUUAUUGACCAUCAGAGAAUUCAUACCGGAGAGAAGCCCUUUAAAUGUACUGAAUGUGGGAAAACAUUCAACCGUAGGUCAUCAUUUAGUACUCAUCAGAAAAUUCAUACUGGAGAAAAACCAUAUAAAUGUACUGAAUGUGGGAAAGCCUUUGCCCACAAGGCAACAUUUAAUGAACAUCAGAUUGUUCAUAGUACAGAGAAACCUUACAAAUGUAAUGAAUGUGGGAAAACUUUUAGCCGAAAGAGCUAUCUUACUGACCAUCAGAGAAUUCAUAGUGGAGAGAAGAUUUUUACAUGUACUGAAUGUGGGAAAUCUUUCAGCCUGAGGCCAUCCCUUAUUAUGCAUAGGAAGAUUCAUACUGGAGAAAAACCAUACAAAUGUCCUGACUGUGGGAAAGCCUUUAUAUACAAGGGAGCAUUCAAUGAACAUCAGAAAAUUCAUAGUGGAGAGAAGCCUUUUAAAUGUACUGAAUGUGGGAAAGCCUUUACCAGCAGGGUAAUACUUAGGCAACACCAGAGGAUUCAUAUUAGAGAGAAACCUUUUAUCUGUAAUGAAUGUGGUAAAAGCUUUACCAGGAAGUCCAGUCUUAAUAAACAUAAGAGAACUCAUAUGGGGAAAAGGGUUUAUGAACAUCCUAAAUGUGGGGAAACAUUCCGCUAUAAGAAAUUGCUUACUCUACAUGAGAGAAAUGAUACUGAUGAAAAAGAUUUAGAAUGUAAGGAGUGUGGCAAAAUCUUCAAACAGAGGAGCUAUCUUACUGUUCAUCAAAUGAUUCAUACUGGAGAGAAACCUUUUGAAUGUACUCAAUGUAAGAAAACUUUCAGCCAUAGGGGAUCUUUUAGUCGGCAUAAAAAAAGUCAUGCUGAAGACAAAUCUUUUAAAUGUACACAAUGUGAGAAAGCUUUCAGUCUAAAUUCAUCUCUUACUCGACAUCAGAAAAUUCAUACUGGAGAGAAGCCUUUUGAAUGUACUCAAUGUAGGAAAGCCUUUGCCCUCAAGAGAUAUCUUGUUGUACAUCAGAGAAUUCAUACUGGAGAGAAACCAUAUAAAUGUACUCAGUGUGGAAAAGCUUUCUGCCACCAUUCAAAUCUUGUUAUACAUGAGAGAAUUCAUACUGGAGAGAAACCUUUUAAAUGUAGUGAUUGUGGGAAAACAUUCCGCCAAAGUAGGUCUCUUACUAUACAUCAGAGAAUUCAUACUGGAGAGAGGCCUUUUGAAUGUGCUCAGUGUGGGAAAGCAUAUACCCUUAGAGGAAACCUUACUGUGCAUCAGAAAAUUCAUAUUAGAUAGUAAUCCUUGUAAACUUAGGCAAAUGCUUUAUUGAGUUCAAAUCUCUUUCCCCAAAGGGAAAACCAUAACAUGCAAAGGCCAGCUCCUGAGAUCUAAAUCUCCUUUCUAAAAGGAAAAGAAACCAGAGAAAGACAAUGCCUGUGAACAUUAAAAGAAAGGUUUUAUUUAGUAAGGAAGGUAAUUUAACAGGAUCAUGGGUACUAUCCAGACUCUUGUCAAAUAGUACCCUAGAUAAUAGAUUGCAGGGGUUUAUAUACAAUUUAAACAAAGGAAAAAUAUCAGUUGCUCAUGGAUAGGGCUAGCUAAUAUAAUAAAAAUGACAAUUCUACCUAAAUUAAUUUAUGCAAUGCCAUACCAAUCAGACUACCUUAAAAU